Penaeus chinensis is the source of this 1098-nucleotide messenger RNA. RefSeq names its product zinc finger CCCH domain-containing protein 13-like. The transcript is spliced from 3 exons. Lineage: Eukaryota; Metazoa; Arthropoda; Malacostraca; Decapoda; Penaeidae. The record is from RefSeq and is a predicted model, not a curated record.
AUGCCGAGAAGCCAGAGCUGCGCCGAGCGCGAGAGCGAAGCGCAGGUGCGAGAGCGACGCGCACUCGGUAGCGCGCGUGGGGGCAAGCGAUGGAGCCUUGCGAUCGCCGGUGGAGAGAAAAAAAACAACCCAACCGAGCCGAGCGACGCGGAGCGCGAGCAUCGCGCGCAGCGCGACGCACCGCCAGCGGGACAGACCGAUUACAAGCUCGCAGCGAGAGGGAGCAGCCGCGAGCAGACCCGCUGGGAGCUCGCUAGGUGGAGCAGAGAGCAGAGGACGCUGCGAGAAGGGCGGAGGGCUCGAGCGCAGAGCGAGAGCAGCACGGGGGCGCGCGCGGAGCAGAGAUGGCACGCGCGGACCGAUAAGAGAGCACGCGGGCUCGCGCCACGGGCGCCGAGUAGAGACGAGCAGCGCAGCGCGCGCGCAGAGAAAGAAGAAGGCGGGCCAAGGGAGGGCAGCUCGCGAGCGGCGUGCGCGAGAGCGCGCGCGGGCGCAGCGCGCAGCGAGGGCGCUGCAGAGGAGAGAGAGACUGCGGACGAGAACGAGCGCUCGCGAGCGAGCGAGAGCACGAGCGAGAGAGAGAGGGAGAGAGGCCUGCGGUAGAGAGCGAGCAGGGAGAGAGAGAGGAGACGAGCGCAGGAGCGACGAGAGCGCGAUAGGAGGAGAGAGAGAGCGCGCGCGAGAGCGCGAGAGGGCGCACCAGGGCGCGAGAGGCGAGGGAGAGAGAGAGCAGAGAGAGAGCGCGCAGCGAGAGAGAGAGAAAGAGAGAGAGCGAGGGACGAGCAGACGAGAGAGCGAGCGCGUGCGAGGCGAGCGCGCGAGCUAGCGAAUACGCAGCGAGAGUCGCGCGGCAGACGAGAGAGACGCGGACGAGCGACGCGAUCUAGCGAGUGGGGCUCGCCGCGCUCCCCGAGGCGCGGGCCAGAGCGAGGCACGCUAUCGAGAGACGCGGGAAGAGCGGCGCAGCCGUUGGAGCGCAGAGCGCGCGUAGCGAGCGAGAGUCGACUCACUCUCGCCUCGGCGGUACCUCGCUGCCGUUAUGCGAGCGCGGGGCAGCGCGAUCGACGAACGGGCAGCAGAGCGAGAGCUGGCGAGUAA